This is a messenger RNA of Diabrotica virgifera virgifera (western corn rootworm), 7545 nucleotides long. RefSeq names its product ras-related protein Rac1. Gene Ontology annotation, molecular function: protein kinase binding; GTPase activity; GTP binding. The record is from RefSeq and is a predicted model, not a curated record. The transcript is spliced from 4 exons. Lineage: Eukaryota; Metazoa; Arthropoda; Insecta; Coleoptera; Chrysomelidae. The coding region runs from base 306 to 884 and encodes 192 amino acids. Gene Ontology annotation, biological process: cortical cytoskeleton organization; regulation of actin cytoskeleton organization; actin filament organization. Gene Ontology annotation, cellular component: cytoplasmic vesicle; cell cortex; plasma membrane.
AUAUUUGCCUUGACAGUAGGCGCAGUUUUCAUCGUAGGUUUGUGUGUGGUCGUGUUUAGGAAUUCUUAUAAAGGAGUCAUUGUCUGAUUAGAUUUGUUUAAUCCUAGCAAAUCGAAGAAUAACAUGAGGCUGUGAUGCUUACCAAGAACAGCUAAGAAACCGAGCUUUUUAUGUAUCGAGCUGCAUCAAGGAAAGACGUUGGAAGGUGCUCUAAUAUUUGACACAUCACACACCCAGAUAUAACAUUGCUUUAAUUAAUAUAUCCUUAAUUGAUAUAAAUAUUCGUUAUCGACUAAGAUAACGAAAUGCAGGCCAUCAAGUGUGUGGUGGUAGGCGAUGGUGCCGUUGGUAAAACAUGUCUUUUAAUCAGUUACACGACCAACGCGUUUCCAGGCGAAUACAUCCCGACGGUGUUCGACAACUACUCAGCCAAUGUUAUGGUCGAUGGAAAACCUAUCAAUCUAGGUCUAUGGGAUACAGCAGGUCAAGAAGAUUACGACAGACUGCGGCCUCUAUCCUACCCUCAAACCGACGUAUUUUUAAUAUGCUUCUCUCUUGUCAAUCCGGCUUCUUUCGAGAACGUUAGAGCCAAGUGGUAUCCAGAAGUACGACACCACUGCCCUAAUACGCCUAUUAUCUUAGUUGGCACAAAACUGGAUUUGCGAGAUGAUCGAGUUACUAUCGAAAAGUUGAAGGAUAAAAAACUGUCACCUAUAACAUAUCCACAAGGUUUGGCGAUGGCGAAAGAAAUCAGUGCUGUAAAAUAUCUUGAAUGUUCAGCUUUAACGCAAAAAGGUCUAAAGACAGUAUUCGACGAAGCCAUUCGAGCGGUACUCUGCCCAGUAAUGCAGGUGAAACAAAAACGUAAAUGUUCAAUCUUGUAAUUAUAACAAAAUAUAUAAAUAUUAAGCAAAAAAGUGAAAACUAAAAAAUUGUUGUGUUAAUUUUGAACCGCGUUGCAUUGGAAAAAUGUUGGAAUAUAGUAAAUAACAGUUUUUUACAUGUGUUUUUGUACUUACAUUUCAAAAACAGAAUGACAAUGGGUUCAAAAUUAUUUAAAAAAAAUUGUAUACCGCAAAACUUUUUGGAUUUCAUUUCUGUGAAAGGAAACUAACCUAGAACAGUCAAAAUAUAGUGUUACUCGAUGGAUUCGAACAUUAUUUUGUAACUAAAACACCGAAAACUGCCGUUUUCUAAGUGUUCACAAAGUUUAGUUAACGAUAAGCAUUCAUCGGAUGAAAUUUUUACGUCGGGCAAACAGAGCGAUCAUUUAAACAACGCAUACAAGAGCACAAGAGUUCAUUAUCACACAAAUCCACUUCAGCACUUCACGUUAUAGACUACAAAUUUAGAAAACAGUGGUUUUUGGUGUUUUAUUUAUAUACAUACGUGGUGGAAAAUUAAUUGCGUGUAAAAAAUCCACUUGUAGAUUUCACAGAAAAAUCUUCAAAGCUUUGUAGCAUAUUCCAAAAGCACAAAAUAAAAUAAGAACCGUGCGUAUAUGUGAUUAUUUGUUUUUUUGAAUGAUUUUUAAGUAUAUUGCGAAGUUGUUUAUAAUUCUUUCUUGCAUUUAUCGGUCUGUCCGCUCUAACUGUCUCCUCGUUCUCUUAAAGCACACUUUAGAUAGUUUUAUUGAUCGCUUACAUUACAAAACUACAUUGAUUAUUUGUUUAAUUUUAUGCUCUCAUGGUCGUGCAGCGCUCCUAAUACUUGAAACUAUAUAGGGAUUCGUUUAACAAUAGAGGUACCAAGAUCUUAAAAGUCAAAUUUGAAUGACGAAAACUUUAAAUGACCCCAUACAGGACUCAUAACCUAACGUUUUACAGGCCCCUCAGUUGUUUUCCACAAAUCUUUUUGUAAGAAAUCAUUUUUACAUUAAAAAUGCUUUGAAUAUUACCAAGUUUUACCAGUCCUGGCAAAAAAUAUUUUCGCUUUUUUUCUGACUAACAUUCUGAAGUUGUUUAGGUGAUUUAGUAACGUUAAAUUGUGUAUGAACGUGAAAUGAAGCUAUUAUUUCAUUAAAAAUGUUUUAUUUCGAGUAAUUUGGCUCAGAAUAACCUCAAGAAGCACACAUAACCUAAUAUAACCUAACUUUUUAUGACUUCCAGUUGUUUCAAAUUUUAAAUGACGUCAUACAGUACACAUAAGCUAUAGUUCGUCCGCUAUAACUUUUCCCAUGCGUCACGAUUAAUUUUCAAACAAAUUAAGUCAAAACAUAAAGUGAAACGAACGUCGAUGUGUAUUAUACUGUAUACUUUAUACUACACACAUUGGCGUACGUUUCACUUUAUGUUUUGACCUAAUUUGUUUAAAAAUGAAUCGUGACGCAUGGGAAAAGUUAUAGCGGACGAACAAUACCAUUUUACAAGUCCUUUCACAUGUUUUAAUUAAAACGCAGAAUUGUUUCAUUAAAACAUGUGGCAUAUAUCUACGCAAGAAUCUCUUGUUAUUUUGGCGAGGAUGUAUAAAAUAUAUUGACCGGGCUGUCAUUACUUACCUAACUUUUUACUCAAACCUAUCAUAACUUUUUACGAUCUUCAUGUGUGAAUACAUUUUUGGACUUUGUGAGUGAUAGUUGCCACAUUUUAAAAGAUCGAAUUUGUCUAGAAAAUAUUUUGUAAUAGUUACAUGAUUUUUUUCCUUAAUUCGUCAUCCAAUAUAGAUUCUCUUCAUGUACAGCAAAACCUUAUAAAUAAAAUCCUUAUUGGAUGACCUCGAAAUUAGUAAACUAGUUAAAAAAGGAAAACGAGGAGACAAAAAAUCGUGUCAGACUUCAUAUAUAUAUCUAAUUCUUUAGUGGAUAUUGAUAAUGACGUCAAUAUAUAAGAAAAAUAAGAUUGUUAACUUGCCUGGCUAAAUUUUAGGUAAAGAGGAAAAUGUGUUCAAUAAACUUAUGAGCCUACAGGAGUAUACAGCCAGAAAAUAUUUUUUGUUCGAAUGAAAAAUGGUUUUUGGUUAAAUUUUUAAUAGUACAGUUAUUUGCAGUGACUUUAUUCAAUGGAAAUCCCAUGCAAAUAUGAUUUACUGGGACAAGGAACCACGGAAGACCUUAUUUGUCGCAAUUUUUCUCAUUUAUGAAGUAUUUAAGGGUGCCCCAGGUUUGUGCAAUAAAUUAAGCCAACAGGAUAGUUUUUUGUUUUGCUAGAUACAUUGUGGCCAUCUUUUUGGUGUACUUAAUUGAUAUUUCUGUAUAUUACAGAAUUAAAGAUCGCGGAAUGGGACAUCUGGGCGUCUUCGGCGGGGUCAUUUGGGCGUCGCCGUUUGGGCGUCGAUCCAAGUGGACGUCAGUCGUUUCGCCGUCGGAAUUAAUUGGUCACGUUAUAGGUUACUUCUGUUAGUUCAAUAAUUAAAUAGUUGGCUCUAAAUUUUACGUUUCUAAAUCUAAGGUUACUGAUGUUGCCAUUGUUACUUUAAAACACGCGCGUUUUAGAAAACGGCAUUGUUUAAAUAAACAAAAUAUAGUACCACUAUAAAACAUAUUUUAUUUGUAAAUACAGUAUUACACGUAUUACUCAAUAUUAUGUGUUACGCUCUGAGCUCGUAGGUAGAGGGGAUAAUUAAAAAUUCGCAAGCGCCAGUAGUGACAAGUCAGUGAACUUUAACUGGAAAUUUUUUUUAAAAGGCCGAAAGUUCCUUAGAAUAAACAAAAAGUUUCUUUUGAACGAGAUAUUUAAUAUUAAAAAUCACACUCUCUUUUUUUCACCCCCCGUAACUGAUUAAAAUAAACAGACAUUUUCAGGGACAAUGCAUUUAAAAAGAGUUGGUGCGAAAUUUUACGUUUACCCUCGUAUUUAAUUAUUUAAGUGCAAUAAAUGCAUAAUUUAAUAUUUAAGAAGUAUUAUACUACAACUGUAAUAAAUUAUUAUACUUUUUUGCAGAUUAAAUUUUUUCUAAUAUUAUCUGUCAACAUAAACUUCAAAACGAUAAGCAAAAUCUUAAAAAUAAUCAUAAUGAAUAAUAAAUUCUGUACUUACUGAUUGAUAUUAACUAUCGAUUACAUUCCAAUUACUUCUUUACGUUGUAAAUAUUACACGAUAAGAAUUAAAUAAUAAGUUUGAAACCAUUAUUAUUUGCUUUUCUCCUUUCCUCUUUAAAUUUCUAGCCGAAACAGUAAGUCAUUCGCUAGAUGGCGAUACCAGCCAUACCAGCGAAACUCACAGAGGAUAGGCAACACUUCUCUUUCCAGCGAAAUUUUCAUUUUGGUUUGAGAAAUCAGUAUAUCCAAACAGCAAUGAAAUGUAUUAACCCUGAAGUACGAUUCCAGGUCUGAAAUCCUCUCAUCUUCUAAUGACUCAACAAAAAAUCGCGUGUUUUAAAGUGACCAUGGCAACAUCAAUAACCUUAGAAACGUAAAGUCUUAGAGUCAACUUUUUAAUUAUUGAACUGACAGAAGUAACCUAUAAAGUUACCAAUUAAUUCCGACGCCGAAAUAUCUGACGCCGAAACGGCGACGCCCAAAUGUCCUAGUUCCUAAAGAUCAGUGGGUAGCGGAAUCUACCGGAGAUAGGAAUAAAUGUGUUGAUACUAUGCAAUAGUAAUCUAGAGACCCUUUAAUGAUUAGAUGUGCAGUUUCAGAUAUACCCUCAGAAGUCUACGAAAAGUCUUACAAACCAAAAACCAUUUUUCUAUAACAUUAGAUUAUUCUCGGAAUAAAGUUUCAGGUUUUAUGUAGAGUAUUAGACAAUUUUUAUUAAUGUAAAUAUUAAAAUGAGGCACUACUUACAGCAUAUACAGUCAUACUAUUGGAAAAAUGUUCAGACUUGGGCCGUAAACCAAAAACUAACAGCAAUGCCACAUUCACUGGAUUUACUGGUCAUGACGAUGACUUGGCAACAUGUAAUCUCUUAAUGUUCGAUAGAUAAAUACUCCUGCAACUUCAUUCUGAUAAUUUUAGUGAAAUCUAUUUGAUCUGGCUUAAUAAAAAGUUAGACCACCACUAUAACAAAUUUAGAGGUUCUCUUUAUUUCUUUAGGCCUGCGUUAUUUAUUUUUUUAAAGGAUAGAGAAUGCCAAUUUGUGAGAUUAUUUCUUGCAGCUAUAUUUUAUGAGAUUUUUACGUGGCGUUUUUCUAUUUACAGUAUGUGAAUGUGUCAAAGUAACUGUGUUUUUCAAAAAUUAACAAAAGAAAUUCAAAAUGUACAAGUGGACAAAAAAUAUUAAACAAAUGUAUAUAGUGUAUCUAUUUCUAAUCGAAUCAACAAAAUAUGAUCUUACUGAACAGAAUAUGAUGCAAGCUAAUAUUAAAUGCAACUCGUAUGUUUUAUUAUAUCCUAAACCAAAGACUUAUUCAUCUUGAAGGUGACUGUGUGCCGUCAUCUCUUUUAUUGAGACAAUUAGGACGUUUUUCGUUCUCAGCGGCUUCUCGGAAAUCCCUGGCUUACAGAAACGGAUGGUGACUAUAGUCACGGAACUGUCAAAAUUAAUUUUGUAUCUUAUAUGAAGCCUCAAACGUUUUGGAAAUAUUUCUUCUCUUUAUCAGGAACUGGAAAGAAGUAUAUGCCCUCAGUUUGUUAUCUUUCUCUAGAUGAUGGGAGGAAAAAUUUUUAAAAUACCUGUUUGUCAGAGUUUUAUUACUAUUAAGAAGAAUUCUUCAUCUUAAAGGUAACCGGGUGUCGUCAUCACUUUUAUUGACACAAUUAGGACGUUUUUUGAUCUCAAUGGCUUUUGGUGUGGACAAUAGUUAUAGAACUUUCAAAACCAAUUUUGUGUCCUGUCUAGAUCAUCAAACGGUUUUGAGAAGAUUUCUUCCCUUCAUAUGGAGCUGGAAAGAAGUAUUUGACACCUGUUAGUUAUCUUUCUCUAGAUGAUGGAAAGAAAAUCUUUUUGAAAGCUAUACAGAAGUCUUAAAAUACCUGUUUGUCAGAGUUUUAUCCACCUGUUAGUUAUAUUUCUGUAGAUGAUGGGAAGAAAAUAUUUUUGAAAGCUAUACAGAUUCUUAAAAUACCUCUUUCUUCAGUGUUUUAUUGCGAUUAAGAAGUCUUCUUCAUCUUAAAGUAACUGGGUGUCGUCAUCACUUUUAUUGACACUAUUAGGACGUUUUUUGAUCUCAAUGGCUUUUCACAAAUGCUUGGUUUACAGUGACAGGUGGGGAUAACAGUUAUAGAACUUUCAAAACCAAUUUUGUGUCCUGUAUAAAUCAUCAAACGUUUUUGAGAAGAUUUCUUCUCUUCAUCUGGAGCUCGAAAGAAGUAUUUGACACCUGUUAGUUAUCUUUCUCUAGAUUAUGGAAAGAAAAUCUUUUUGAAAGCUAUACAGAAGUCUUAAAAUACCUGUUUGUCAGAGUUUUAUCCACCUGUUAGUUAUCUUUCUGUAGAUGAUGGGAAGAAAAUAUUUUUGAAAGCUAUACAGAUUCUUAAAAUACCUCUUUCUUCAGUGUUUUAUUGCGAUUAAGAAGUCUUCUUCAUCUUAAAGUAACUGGGUGUCGUCAUCACUUUUAUUGACACAAUUAGGACGUUUUUUGAUCUCAAUGGCUUUUCACAAAUGCUUGGUUUACAGUGACAGGUGGGGACAACAGUUAUAGAACUUUCAAAACCAAUUUUGUGUCCUGUAUAAAUCAUCAAACGUUUUUGAGAAGAUUUCUUCUCUUCAUCUGGAGCUGGAAAGAAGUAUAUGACGCCAGUUAGUUAUCUUUCUCUAGAUGAUGAGAAAAAAUAUUUUAGAAGGGGGUAUAUAUUCUUAGAAAACCUGUUUUUAUUCCUGCCAAAUGUCUAUCAGCUAGUUGUUAAAAGAAAACGGUUAUGUGGCUGUUCUUCUUGUAGUGACUAUCCGUUUCGGAUGUUGGCGACCAUCAUGGCAAUCUAUACUUUGCAUACUGCUGCUCUAAAAAUGUGGCUGUGCAGCCUAUAUUUGAUUAGCUAGGAGUAGAUAAACUCUACAUAUUUUUUGCACUACGUACCAAUUCUUCGUUUAUUUGGAAAUCUCUUAGUGAAUAUCAUGUAGAAGAGAUACGUGUGUUAUAUAAAACGAUAAAAUGACAUUCCAAUUCCAAAAAUAAGGGAUUGAGGAGAAGAAAAAUAGAAUCUUAGUGAAAUAGAAUUAAUGGACUUAAAAAUGCACUUGUUUGACAGGUAUAAUAAAUGAUAUUGAAGAAAAUUAGAAAGAAUUACUUAAAAAAUAUAACAAAGAUGUCUUAAAUGGUAGAGGAUAGUGUAAGGUUUAGUAAUUAGUGAUAAAAUAGAUGGAUACAACACAGUAGACUUCAAAUUUUGAACGUAUGUUGCCAAAUUUAUGCCAAUUAGGAAAAUACAAAUGCCACUAUUGGGAAUAGUAACAACAGUAUUGUAGUGCCCUUUCAGGACACUUUAUUAAUAGAUUAAUACCAUAAGAAGCAUCACAUUCGAGCAAUUGAAGUGAUGUAGACGUUGCAUAGCAUAGAAAAAUAAAAAAAAUGGCGUUCUCUAUUUUUUCUAAUCAAACUAUUUUGGAAAUUUACUAUAUUAUAAUUACGUUAUGAUUUGUAGUGGUGAAUUUGGAUUCUACAGAAAAAGUAUUUUUUAUAGAACACUGAAAGUAUGUUAAAUUUUAAUUAAUAAUAUUAUUAAUUGGA